UUUGGCCAAAGCUUUCCGAAAACACGGUCAAAAGGAUAUAUUUUUUCAAAGGACAUCGUUGACGUCGGUGAGAUGGCGAAGUCAAAAGCACACAGCAUCGAUUACGACUCUGGUAGAAUGGACGGCGAGAUAAAACUCAAGCGCGAGGUCGGACUCUUCGGCGGUAUCUGCUUUGUCGUGGGGGCGAUGAUUGGUUCGGGAAUCUUCGUAUCCCCGGUCGGCAUUCUUCGGGAAACCGAAAGCGUCGGAAUGAGUCUCGUCAUCUGGCUUCUCUGCGGCUUCCUAGCUCUUGGAGGUUCCCUUUGUUACGCUGAGCUGGGCACAAUGAUUCCCAAAUCGGGAGGAGAGUACGCCUAUCUCCUGGAGUGCAUGGGUGCUCUACCGGCCUUCCUUUUCUCCUGGACUUUUAUCCUGGUGAUACGCCCAUCAACCGUUGCCAUCGUCUGCCUCAUCAUGGGCACCUACACCGCGGAGUACAUCACAAAUAGCGAUUGCUAUGACAACGACCUGGUAGCAAGGAUAUUCGCGAUGAUGGCGCUAUUGAUCCUGACCUUCAUAAAUUGCUACAGUGUGAAAGCAGCCAAUCAAAUCCAGAUCUGGUUUACCAUUGCCAAGCUGCUUGUGUGUGCAAUCAUCAUUGUCAUUGGCUUUAUCAACAUUGGAAAAGGCAAUACGGAGUUCAUUGCACCCAAAACAUCGUUCAUGAAUAGUUCGCCCAAUGGACUGUCUUAUGCCUUAGCCUUUUAUCAAGGACUUUGGGCGUAUGAAGGAUGGGGUUUCCUAAAUUCAUUGACUGAAGAGAUUAAAAACCCACGAAGGAAUCUUCCGAUUUCUUUGCUGGUCGGCAUCCCCUUCGUCGCUCUUGUAUAUAUCUCCAUGAAUAUCUCAUACUUCACUGUUGUUACCCCAGAUGAGAUGCUUGCAGCAAAAGCAGUUGCUGUCACUUUUGCACACCGCACAAUGGGAUCUUUCGCUUGGAUCGUUCCUCUUGGUGUGUGUAUGUCGACUUUCGGAGCAGCGAACGCUACCCUUUUUACAGCUGGCAGGUUACCCUUCGUAGCAGCAAGGGAAGGCCACGUGGCUCAGAUCUUAGGAAUGGUGCACGCUAAGAGGCUUACCCCACAACCUGCUGUUAUGUCAGUGACGGCGAUUGCAAUGGCUCUGAUAUGCAUUGGGGAUUUUGAUGGUCUCCUCAACUACUUUACCUUCGCCGUCUGGCUUUUCUACAGUCUUACCGUACUGGCGUUGAUGAUAAUGAGAUAUACACAUGCUAGCUGGGAGCGUCCCAUCAAGGUUCCGUUGGUGGUUCCGAUCCUCUUUUUCUGCGCAUCUCUGUAUCUUAUCUUCGCUCCUAUCAUCAACUCACCUGCCCUGGAGUUUCUCUAUGCCUUCAUCUUCAUCAUAUCAGGCAUUGCGGUCUACUUCCUCUUUGUCUGGUAUAAGCUUCAGCUCCGAGGAAUGAAUUCCCUGACGAGAUUUCUGCAGAAAUUGUUCUUCGUUAUACCUACCAGCUACAAAGAGAAAGACGAAGUGAAGACACCUCUCUGAAACCACAUCGAAUGAAUGGACACUCAAUAUACAAAAGCAUCAUUGACAAAUUCCACGAUCAGUAAACAAUACAAUAUUUGUAUUGUAUGAAGCAUGUACUUCAACGUUCGCAGGUUACACAAUCUUGUAGCCAUGAUAGCUUCAUCUAAACGUUCAGAUAGUCCUACCUUCUAUUGCCCUGCGGUGAUCCUUAAUUGGAGCUAAAAGAAUUAGGAUUCAGAAUGUUUUAUCAUAUAUAGGACUCACAUGAUAUUGAUCAACAAUUUCUAAUCGUAAAGAUGAUUAUUUGCAGGGUUGAUAUGAACCGAUCAGAGAAAAGGGACUUGCAUUCGGCAGUUAAAGCAAGCAGACUCGACUCCAUGAACACAUUGAAAUGGCGAUGCCCCAUGUAUGGAUCAUAAGGUCUACUUUGGAGGUUUGGAUGUGGAUGUUCUUCCCCUUGUGGCUCGAUUCUUCAUCAUGUCUGAUGGACAAUAUUCUACGGGAAGAACAAUCAAUGCAUCUGGAAGCCAUUACACGGUGUGACGUACAGAACUCGGUCCUGGCGAAACUGUUCACCGUCCUGCACCAGUAGAGUAGCUACCCAUGCGUGCUCGAACUUCUAAACGUGCAAUCAAGUUGAGAGUUCCUUUUACAGGGUCUAAUCUAUCACUCCUCUCCGAAGAAGGACUUGAUGAUUCCAAUCAGAACUGGGAUAUCUUUUGUGCACAACAA
Molecule: messenger RNA, 2262 nt
Organism: Lytechinus variegatus (green sea urchin)
Lineage: Eukaryota; Metazoa; Echinodermata; Echinoidea; Temnopleuroida; Toxopneustidae
Product: b(0,+)-type amino acid transporter 1-like
Exons: 11
Biological process (GO): amino acid transmembrane transport
Cellular component (GO): membrane
Molecular function (GO): L-amino acid transmembrane transporter activity
Source: RefSeq, a predicted model, not a curated record